CACAGAACGAACAUAAUGCCUUGGGGUAUCACAGCUGAAGACAUGGCGCGGUUGGCUGCCAUCGACACGUCUAAUCCGCCUCUACAGCCACUUCCUCAAAUUUCUCGCUCGGUCGAUAAGGAGACAUGGCAUACCGAUUUCACUCGAUGGGCCGAAACCUGUCAAGAUCUCGUCGAUACUCUUCACGCCAGAGAGCUCAGGCACAUCAUCGAGGCGGCAAGCCCGAACAAUAUCGAUCACCGUCUUGACAUGCUUGCCAGGAUCUAUCAGCACGUCGACUCUAACCAGGCAACCAUCGAGGCUCUUACAGACAUGAUUGAGGUUUUGGAGACCGAGAUCGGAUAUCUGGAAGAGCACAUUGGUAAGUCCAUUUCCGAGUUCGUCUUUUCAUCCCCCAAACUUGUCGACGAGUACAUAACGCUGGAGAGACAUGCACGCAAUACUACGUCGUCAGCGGCUCAUAUAGCCGCGAUCAUGACCUGGUAUCACGACUGGCCCGCCGGCUUCGCCUUCUUGCUGCGCAUCCACGCUGUUCACAUCCGCAGAGUCGAUAAUCUCAAAUCGAAACGUGACCUCAUUUCCUCUGGCUGUCUCGACUUCAAGCAAUUCCCUAAAGUUUGGUCUGUCCUGCUCUGGGACGACAAUUCAUGCGGUCUCGCUGACUUUCGCCCACCCAGACUAACCAAGGCCACUUCUGAUCAGGCUCUUCAAAAUCGUCGUUAUUCGGCUCUUGCCCGUCUUGCUAUCGGUAGGGCAGGUAUCAGCGACUUUCUCGCUCCUAGUUACGUCGACACUUGGUAUCACAGUUUCCGCAGGUGGCUGGACCACACUAGAUGGAUCGAUGUUGGUAAAGAUCUUGAAGUGAUGCAUCAUCGCUGGACUGCUGAAGCUGAAUACCAAGGUCCGCGUGUCUUGACCACUAAGCAUGCCUGCUUCUACUUGUCAAAGGACAAACGUAUACUCCGCGAGUUUGGAGAGUUCAACCUUCCCGUCAACCACACUCCCCUCUGUGUUGAGAUUGAUUGA
This is a messenger RNA of Aureobasidium pullulans EXF-150, 1026 nucleotides long. RefSeq lists its product as uncharacterized. The transcript is spliced from 4 exons. NCBI's taxonomy places the organism in Eukaryota, Fungi, Ascomycota, Dothideomycetes, Dothideales, Saccotheciaceae. The coding region runs from base 16 to 1026 and encodes 336 amino acids. The record is from RefSeq and is a predicted model, not a curated record.